Molecule: messenger RNA, 1925 nt
Organism: Oryzias melastigma (Indian medaka)
Lineage: Eukaryota; Metazoa; Chordata; Actinopteri; Beloniformes; Adrianichthyidae
Gene: chchd3b
Product: coiled-coil-helix-coiled-coil-helix domain containing 3b
Exons: 9
Coding region: 127-1638 (503 amino acids)
Biological process (GO): inner mitochondrial membrane organization
Cellular component (GO): mitochondrion; MICOS complex
Source: RefSeq, a predicted model, not a curated record
GGGAGGGGCCGCUUGUUGUGGCUUGUGGAGUUGACUCUCUUCAGAUUCCAUCCCAGCGUGUGAAUCUGGACCGAAAAGGUUCGGUUUCGUGACUGUCCCGUCUGAGCUGCACGGCUGCGGGAGGGGAUGGGGGGCAACAGCCCGAGUCACCUCCCCGAUGAGAGUAAAGGCCGGGGGGUAACUUUAGUGAAGGGCAUUCGGCUGUCGGACAAUGUCAUCAACCGGAUGAAGCUUUCCUCUAAAGGUUCCACUCCUCCUGUCCCCUCUGAUUCUCAAACACCAGAGCCCACUCCUCCUCCAUCACCUGUAGAAAGUUUGCCGCCUCCUGUUCCUCAGACAGCCUCACAGCCUCCCAUUGCCAGACUGGUCCCUCCUCCCGUGAAGUUUCACUCCCUUCCUCCUUCUUCUCCAGUGGAGCCUGCAGAGGCCCAAACAUGUCCGUUUGUUUCUUCUGCGCGGAGUGAAACACCAGCUGUGCCUGAAUAUCCGGUUCCAGUAGUGGAGCCGGUGACUCCAACUCAUUCAAAGCUAGAAACCCAAACUCCUGCCCUGGCGCUGGAGCAAACCGCCGACCUCCUCAGCCGUUCUCCUGUGGAAGUGCCCGCUCUAUCUGAGCCUUCCUCCCAAACUCCUGCUGUGACAAUCAGACCUGCUGCUACUGCUGAGCCUCUGGAAUCUGCUGCUCCGUCAGCUUCUCUGUCUCCCUCUCUUGAUUCUGCUCUUCUUCCCUCGGCUCCCAGUGAUGCUCCGUGUGCAGCCCCUCCCGCUGUGGUCACAGAAGUGCCUUCGGUUCUGGAACCACCGGCUGAACCUGCAUCACAUCUGCCUGCUCCUCUAGAGGAAACCUCUUCGCCCUGCCAUGAUGAGCCACCUGCUGUUCCCACAGAAGAGUCUGCAUCACCUCCUCUUCCAGACCCGAGCCUUCCAACCGGGGAAUCCACCAUGAGCACAGAUGUGCCUCCUCAGGAUGAGGAGGAGGAACCUUUCAGCCCAGUUUCUCCUCCUACAGCAGCUCUCCCCAUUUCUCCUGAAGUGGUAGAAGAAGAGCUGAGGCAGAAGAUCAGAGCAGAGAUGGAGAACGAUCUGCAGCAGGAGUUGAACCAGAGGAGGCUGGAACUGGAGCGACAGCUGGAGGAGGCGAGGGCGAGGGCUGAAGCUGAGGCGAAGGCCACAUGCCGGGCUCAGGUGGAGGAGCAGGUGAAGAAGACUUUGGAGGAGGAGAAAGCAGCUUAUGUGGAAAAGCUGACAGAGUCUAUCGCAAAGGAGCGCGUCAAGUCAGAAGACGAGAAGCUGAUGGCACAGCUUUAUUGGAUGGAGCUGAAGGCUCGCCAGCUGGACGAGAAAGAGAAGCAGCUGAAGAAGAGGGACGAACUUCGCAAGGAACAAGUCGCAAAACUUGAAGCAAAGUGUGCACAGUUUUACAAAGUGUCAGCUGAGAGCUUCCAGAAAGGCAAAGAGGAGACUGAAAGACGUUUUUUGCAUUUCAAUAUCCAGCCAGUAUGUGGGGAUUUGCAGAGUCAGAUACUGAAAUGCUACAAGGAGAACACUGGUAAAACCCUGAUGUGCUCCAGCAUCGCAUCGGCCUACAUGCAGUGUGUGAACAAAGCCAAAAAAGAUAAACUGAUUCCUGGAGGUUAAUGUGAACCACUUCACGAGAGCCGCAACUUUAAAGAAAUAAAACCAGGAGAACGGAAUCAGGAGACACUCCAGCCUAUGAUACACCUGAAAAUGUGCCAUAUUUCCACAGACUUAAUGUGAGGUGUAGUUACAGAGAGGAGGGUUAGAGUCACAAAGUUUUAAGUUAUAGUUACACUAUUCAUCACUGUAAAAGUUGUCAGAUGAAGAGCAAGUUGGAACAAAAGUCUUGAAACAUAAAUAUGUGUAAAAGUGUGGAAAACAUCAAUAAAUGUUGCUGUGGCGCCUAA